Cyclopterus lumpus (lumpfish) is the source of this 2155-nucleotide messenger RNA. Its product is annotated as b(0,+)-type amino acid transporter 1-like. Gene Ontology annotation, cellular component: membrane. The record is from RefSeq and is a predicted model, not a curated record. Gene Ontology annotation, biological process: amino acid transmembrane transport. NCBI's taxonomy places the organism in Eukaryota, Metazoa, Chordata, Actinopteri, Perciformes, Cyclopteridae. Bases 117 to 1601 code for a protein of 494 amino acids. The transcript is spliced from 13 exons. Gene Ontology annotation, molecular function: L-amino acid transmembrane transporter activity.
ACUUGUGUCAGACAUUCCUGCUCUUCAUUUAACUUGGCCCAGUUCACCGUACCUGGGCUUAAACAUUUGAGGUUCAUGGAGCAUCACUGAGGUGUUUUUCGUCAAAUCAGACUGAAAUGGACGAAAGCAGCAUCAGGAUGAGGAAGGAGUCGCAGAACGUCUCCACGGGCCACAGCGUGGACUGUGAGACGAAAGACAAGAAGCCUGGGAAAGCCACUGUGCUUCAAAAAGAUAUUGGCCUGUUAAGUGCCAUCUGUCUGAUUGUGGGGACGAUGAUUGGCUCGGGCAUCUUCAUCUCUCCGAAGGCUGUUCUGCUUUACUCUGGAGCGGUUGGACCCUGCCUUCUCAUCUGGGCUGCCUGUGGUGUGUUAGCCACACUGGGAGCACUCUGCUAUGCUGAGCUCGGCACCAUGAUCACCAAAUCGGGGGGAGAGUAUUCGUAUCUAACUGAGGCUUUUGGCCCCCUCCUGGCCUACCUUUACUCCUGGACCACUGUCAUGGUGCUGAAGCCCUCCUCCUUCGCCAUCAUCACUCUGAGCUUUGCAGAAUACGCCGCCAACCCUUUCUACCCCGGCUGUACUCCUCCUCUUGUGGUUAUCAAGUGUCUGGCAGCAGUAGCUAUAUUUAUGAUCGUCACCGUCAACUGUUUUAGUGUCAAACUGGCGAACUACGUGCAAAACUUCUUCACUGUCGCCAAACUUUUCAUCAUCCUUGUCAUAGUUGUAGCUGGCAUGGUAAUGCUGGCACGAGGAAACACUGAGAAUCUGUCGAAUGCAUUUGAUGGCACUUCAUCGUCUAUUGGAGCAAUUGGACUUGCGUUUUAUAAUGGGCUUUGGGCUUAUGAUGGAUGGAAUCAACUGAAUUUCAUUACAGAAGAGCUAAAACAACCAUCCAGGAACUUGCCACUGGCCAUCCUCAUUGGGAUCCCUUUGGUAUGUGUGUGCUACAUGUUGGUCAACGUCGCUUACUUCUCUGUUAUGACCGCCACUGAACUGCUGUUGUCUCCAGCUGUUGCCUUGACUUUUGGAGACAGAGUCCUGUACCCACUGUCUUGGAUUGUUCCUCUCUUUGUUGCAUUGUCUACAUUCGGCUCUGCCAAUGGAAGCUGCUUCACAGCUGGCAGACUGGCUUAUGUAUCUGGCAGAGAGGGUCACAUGGUUAAAAUAUUAUCCUAUAUCAGCUUGAAGCGCUACACUCCAUCCCCUGCUCUUAUGUUCAAUGGUAUUUUGGCUAUUAUCUAUAUUAUCCCAGCAGACAUCAACACCCUCAUUAACUACUUCAGCUUUGCUCAAUGGGUGUUUUACGGCUUGACGGCACUGGCUCUCAUCGUCAUGCGUUUCACUAGGAAGGAGCUCCAUCGACCAGUAAAGGUGCCGAUUGUCAUACCAGGCCUAAUAGUCCUGGUGUCCUGCUACUUAGUCCUGGCUCCCAUCAUUGAUAAGCCAGACAUGGAGUACCUUUACUGCACUAUCUUCAUCUUCAGUGGACUUCUCCUCUACUACCCUUUCGUCCACCGGAAAGUCAACUGGGCGCGCAAACUGAUGAGGCCCAUCACCAUGCAUCUCCAGCUGCUGAUGGAAGUAGUUCCUCCUGAGAACUGAAUGAGAGGGGAUAGAACCGACAACCAGAUCAUAUCACAGCCCAAAAAAUAAAAAUAAAGGCACAGAGGAGUCUGAGGGUUUAACCAUAGCCUCAUGAUGUCUUUCUCCACGUGAAGAAAUAAAUCACUUACAAUAACACAACUUUACUAUGAAGAUAAUCAACACUUACAGGAAUCAUUCAAAAGCAAAAUAUGUUAAGCAUUUCUUCAUAAAGUGCAAUAAAGGUUUUACUGGGCCAAAGAGCACUUGACGUAAAGCUAUGACUUAAUUAUGCUUGAAUUGGCACUUGAGCAAAGGGAAGGGAGGGAAAGGGGAAACAUCUUAAAUGCAUUGUGAAGAUAACAUGAAGGAUCAAGCAGAUCAUGCAACGAAAUGUGGAAGCUUUUAUUUAUGUUGCUCCUGUGGUUGGGAACUGAAACAUCAGAGUUUCUUUAAGGAUGUUUGUGUAUUAUUUAAUAAUGAUUUCACACUGAGAUAUACUGAAACAGUGCUGCAUUGUGUAAUCCAUGGCGGUUAUUAAAUGUAUCAAUCUUUGACCAUAAAGUGGACAUUGG